Molecule: messenger RNA, 1029 nt
Organism: Notodromas monacha
Lineage: Eukaryota; Metazoa; Arthropoda; Ostracoda; Podocopida; Cyprididae
Source: the annotation of a GenBank genome assembly
UUGCUCAACUGGUUCUCUGCACAGUGCCGUAAAACGCUGUAUAACAUGGCAUUUUCAAGUCAGUUUAAAUAUUUUGGUAAAUGCACCAAGCUCGAUAUUAGCGGUGUCGUGAGUAUCGGGAAAAAUGUCUAUAUUGGUGAUGAUGUCACGAUUAUUGUGGAAAAGGGCGCCACGCUUUGUAUUGGUGAUCACAGUUUUAUUGGUGAAAGCUGUUAUAUCAAAUGUUUUGGUGGCAAGGUGGAAAUUGGACAGAAUGUCAGUAUCAACUCCAAGUCUUUUCUCAAUGGCUGUGGUGGUCUAAGCAUUGGGGAUAACACCCGGAUUGGCACACAAAGUAUUAUGAUCGCCAGUAACCAUAAGUUUGAUGAUCCUGAGGUUUUGGUCAAAGACCAAAUUACCAAACAGGGGAUUCAAAUUGGUGAAAACAUUUGGUUUGGUGCUCGAGUAACUGUGCUUGAUGGCGUCAAUAUCGCCAAUAAUGUGGUCGUGGGCGCCUGUUCAUUGGUGAGUAAAAGCCUUCCAGAGGCGGGUGUUUACGGCAGUAUUGCUUAUGCGCGUAAAAAAGGUGUGACUAUCGGUGAGCAUUGUCGAAUUUAUAUCAAGAGCUGGGGUUCUGAACCUUUUCUAAUUCAUCUAGGGAAUCACGUUACAGUCACCUCAGGCGUUAAGUUUAUUACUCAUGAUGGUAGUACCUGCCUUGUUUAUGAUGCGCAAGGCAAGCGUUAUCAACGUUUUGCCCCUAUUCAUGUGGGUUCUCAUGUUUUUAUUGGGGUCAAUAGCAUUAUUAUGCCGGGGGUCACGAUUGGUUCAAAUGUGGUGAUUGGCGCAGGUUCAGUGGUGACUAAAGAUAUUCCUGAUAAUAGUGUAGCAAUUGGAGUACCUGCCAAAGUGGUGAGCAGUUUUGAUGACUUUCAAGCCAAAAUUAAAACCACUUGUGCCAGUGACUCUGAGCUUGCAGGGAUUCAGGACUAUACUCAACGUGUGCAGCGUGCGAUUGAGCUUCAAGCACAAAAACAAUCUCAGCUUUAG